Neurospora hispaniola is the source of this 1155-nucleotide messenger RNA. RefSeq names its product tubulin binding cofactor C-domain-containing protein. Gene Ontology annotation, cellular component: cytoplasm. Bases 1 to 1155 code for a protein of 384 amino acids. The record is from RefSeq and is a predicted model, not a curated record. Gene Ontology annotation, biological process: tubulin complex assembly; post-chaperonin tubulin folding pathway. The transcript has 3 exons. NCBI's taxonomy places the organism in Eukaryota, Fungi, Ascomycota, Sordariomycetes, Sordariales, Sordariaceae. Gene Ontology annotation, molecular function: tubulin binding.
AUGUCUGCGCAAGGAGCCGCCCACAAGGAAACACCCAAAGAGACGUUCUAUCGUCAGUUCCAGGGGACCGUAGCAAACCUCCAAGAGCAUAUCAACCACCUCGCCAACCUCUCUGCCGUUGCAGGCGAACGCCACGAUACCAUCGAGCAUAUCCUGACCGGCAUCUCACGGCUAUCCAACGAAGUCGCCGAUGCCGCCGACUAUGUCCCCGCCUACGACCAGCGCACCUACUCGCAAGCGCUCAAGCAGCUGACGGACCAGCUCAACGAGGCCCAAGCCCAGUUCAGGCCCAAGAGCAGGUUCCAGUUCAAGCGCCGCAAUCCGCCAUCCGGAGGAGACGCCAUGGCUGACAAGAAGAACGAUGCUCGGUACAUGCUCCCUGCGGGAGGUCAAGAUAAGAGCUCUUCUCCCUCGGCGGUGACCGCCGUCGCUACCGCCAACGGUUCAAAGUUAUCCUCGGAGGAUCGCAAGGACAGCCUCAGCAACCUGCCCUCCUUCCCCGCCAAGAACUACAACGAAGAGAUUGCAAAGGACUCGACGGAUUCGAGAGUCCGUAAGCCGAGCUUCUCAACCGCGCGGGACAUUACGCUUUCGGACCACGAUAAGCUGCACAUCAUCCUGCCGCUGUCGGCGUCCAGGGCAACUUCGGCUGGGGCGCUCACAAAUAUGAAGGGAUGUAUCGUGGACAUGUCAGUGCCGACGCGGGUGUGUGCCGGCGGCGCACCGUUUGCGAGCCUGGCGCUGAAGAAUAUCUCGGGCAGCUUGAUCGUUGCGGGCCACGUGGAUGGGCCGGUGCACAUCACGGGCCUGCGUGACAGCAAGGUGCUGGUGGUGGCAAGACAGGUGCGGAUCCACGAGUGCGAGAACGUCGAUUUUUAUCUGUAUUGUGCCAGUAGGCCGAUUAUUGAGGAUUGCAAGGCGUUGAGGUUUGCACCCGCGCCCAAGUUUCAUUCGGCCGACAAGGACGAAAAUACCAACAUGUGGGAUCAGGUGGAUGACUUCAAGUGGUUGAAGGCGGAGCAUUCGCCAAACUGGAGCGUGCUUCCGGAAGAGCAACGCAUCGCGGAGGAUAUCUGGAAGGAUAAGGUCCCUGGAUAUCCUGGUGCAGGCCUUGAUGACAUCUUGAGCACAGUCGGCAUUGGUGCUGAGGCGUAG